Messenger RNA from Pipistrellus nathusii (Nathusius's pipistrelle), 2766 nucleotides. The record is from the annotation of a GenBank genome assembly. NCBI's taxonomy places the organism in Eukaryota, Metazoa, Chordata, Mammalia, Chiroptera, Vespertilionidae.
AUGGGCCGCGCCGCGCCGCGCCGAGCCGCGCCGCCUCGGGAGCCGGGCCCGGGGCCCCGCCGCCGCCGCCGCUGCCGCGCGCGGGACAGAUUGAUUCACUUUGGAGCUAUAAGUACUGAUGUAUUAGGGUGCAGCGCUCAUUGUUCAUUGACGCAGAGUCUCAAAAUGAAUGUUCAAGAGCAGGGUUUCCCCUUGGACCUCGCAAGUUUCACCGAAGAUGCCCCCAGACCUCCAGUGCCUGGUGAGGAGGGUGAACUGGUGUCCACAGACCCCAGGCCCGUCAGUCACAGCUUCUGCUCUGGGAAAGGUGUUGGUAUUAAAGGCGAGACUUCAACAGCCACUCCAAGACGCUCAGAUCUGGACCUGGGGUAUGAGCCUGAGGGCAGUGCUUCACCCACCCCACCGUACUUGAAGUGGGCCGAGUCAUUGCACUCCUUACUAGAUGAUCAAGAUGGGAUAAACCUGUUUAGGACUUUCCUGAAGCAGGAGGACUGUGCUGACCUGCUGGACUUUUGGUUUGCCUGCAGCGGCUUCAGGAAACUGGAGCCCUGUGACUCCAAUGAGGAGAAGAGACUGAAGCUGGCCAAAGCUAUUUACCGAAAAUACAUCCUUGAUAACAAUGGCAUCGUAUCCAGGCAAACUAAGCCGGCCACCAAGAGUUUCAUAAAGGACUGCAUUAUGAAGCAGCUGAUUGAUCCUGCCAUGUUUGACCAGGCCCAGACUGAAAUCCAAUCUACCAUGGAGGAGAAUACUUACCCCUCAUUCCUCAAGUCUGAUAUUUAUUUGGAAUACACGAGGACAGGUUCAGAGAGCCCAAAGCUCUGUAGUGACCAGAGCUCUGGGUCAGGGACAGGGAAGGGCAUAUCUGGAUAUCUGCCCACUUUGAACGAAGACGAGGAAUGGAAAUGUGACCAAGACAUAGAUGAAGAUGAUGGCAGAGACCCUGCUCCCGCCGGCAGGGUGACCCAGAAGCUGCUCCAGGAAACAGCUGCCCCUCGGGCCUCCUCAAGUAGACGGUACAGCGAAGGCAGAGAAUUCAGAUACGGAUCCUGGCGGGAGCCUGUCAACCCCUACUAUGUCAACUCUGGCUAUGCCCUCGCUCCAGCCACCAGCACCAAUGACAGUGAGCAGCAGAGCCUCUCCAGCGACGCGGACAGCCUGUCCCUCACUGACAGCAGUGUGGAUGGAAUCCCACCGUACAGGAUCCGAAAGCAGCACCGCAGGGAGAUGCAGGAGAGCGUCCAGGUCAACGGGCGAGUGCCUCUACCUCACAUUCCCCGCACUUACCGAAUACCAAAGGAAAUCCGCGUGGAGCCCCAGAAGUUCGCUGCGGAGCUCAUCCACCGCCUGGAGGCUGUUCAGCGGACUCGGGAGGCAGAGGAGAAGCUGGAGGAGCGACUGAAGCGCGUGCGGAUGGAGGAAGAAGGGGAGGAUGGCGAUGUGUCCUCUGUCCCCCCAGGGGCCAGCCAUAAGCUGCCUUUGGCCCCAGCCUGGCACAACUUCCCACCCCGCUACACGGACGUAGGCUGCACAGGGCUGCGGGAUGCACACGAGGAGAACCCCGAGAGCAUCCUGGACGAGCAUGUGCAGCGGGUCAUGAGGACUCCAGGCUGCCAGUCACCCGGGCCUGGCCACCGCUCCCCUGACAAUGGACAUAUGCCCAAGAUGUCAGGAGUGCUGGGAGGAACAGCCCUGGGGCACAGUAAGCAUGUGCCCAAAUUGGGGGCAAAGCUAGAGGCAGCUGGCCUGCAUCUUCAUAGGCACAGCCACCACCACAGCCACCAUGGUGUGGCCAGGCCCAAGGAGCAGGCUGAGGCCGAGGCCAUCCGCCGGGUCCAGAGCAGCUUUGCGUGGGGCCCGGAGCUGCACAGUCACUCAGCCAAGACCCGAAGCCACUUGGAGAGUGUGGGCACCAACCCCAAUGCCAGUGACAGCCUGGCCUACAGUGGGAAGGCGGGCACAAGCUCCAAAAGAAAUGCCAAGAAGGCUGAGUCAGGGAAGAGUGCCAGUGCUGAGGUGUCAGGCCCUUCAGAGGACGCGGAGAAGAACCAGAAGAUCAUGCAGUGGAUCAUUGAGGGCGAGAAGGAGAUCAGCAGGCACAGGAAGGCUGGCCACGGGUCUUCUGGGGCGAAGAAGCAGCAGAUUCACGAGAGCUCCAGGACCUUGUCCAUUGAGCGUCCUGGGGCUGUGCACCCUUGGGUCAGCGCUCAGCUUCGGAACUCUGUCCAGCCCUCUCAUCUCUUCAUUCAAGACCCCACAAUGCCACCCAACCCGGCCCCCAACCCCCUGACCCAGCUGGAGGAGGCCCGCAGGCGUCUGGAGGAAGAAGAGAAGAGAGCCAGCAAGUUGCCCUCAAAGCAGAGGUAUGUGCAGGAGGUCAUCCAGCGGGGGCGCUCUUGCGUCAGGCCGGUGUGCACGCCCGUGCUGAGCGUGGUGCCAGCAGUGUCCGACACGGAGCUCUCCGAGACAGAGACGAAGCCGCAGAAGAAGGCAGGAGGUGGGGGUGCCCAGCUGUGUGACAGCAUCGUUGUGGCCUAUUACUUCUGUGGAGAACCUAUCCCCUACCGGACCCUGGUGAGGGGCCGGGCAGUCACCCUGGGCCAGUUCAAGGAGCUGCUGACCAAGAAAGGCAACUACAGAUACUACUUCAAGAAAGUGAGUGACGAGUUUGACUGUGGAGUGGUGUUUGAAGAGGUUCGGGAAGAUGAGGCCAUCUUGCCUGUCUUUGAGGAGAAGAUCAUCGGCAAAGUGGAGAAGGUGGACUGA